AUGGGCGUCCAACGCGGUCCCCACCACCACUCCUGUCCGCCAGUCGCUGCAUCUACUGCCUCCAUUGCUGAGAAGGAAAGGGAGCUAGAUCUUCUAGAUGUGGAGAUUCGUCGGACAGAGUCCAUUUUGCGGCAAGUCCAAGACCGCAAGCUCGCUCAAAUCCGACUUUGGACGCGUACGAAGGAAUCCUUUCUCCGUCAGCAUGGGGAAGACCAUGUGUUACGGGAAAGGAGGGAUCGAGAAAGGGUGAAAAACGCAGUGAAGAUUCAGAAGGCGGUUCGUGGCUAUUUUGUGCGGAAGCACCUGAAGUUGAUUAAGGGUAGGUUAAAGGUGCUUUUCUUACCGCUUUUUAUGCCUCUCCUAAGGGAGAAAGGCACAACAAGCGGCGUAAGCGAGCACCAAAAACCUACCUCUAAGUUGACACUGCUUCCGUGGUAUGCCGAAGAACAAACACGGCUCUUGAGGUUGGACAAGGAGGUCCUGUUACAAGCUCAGCUGCUGCGAUUGCGGCAAGAGUGCCAUGUCUUGCUAUUUGGAGAAGGAGCAUCGGAGGCUCGCGUAGCAGCAGCUCGUAAGAUUCAAGCGACUUGGCGUGGAGGAGUGAUCAGGCGGAAGAUUUGGGUCUGGAAGCGGUUGUUUUUCAUUAGGCGGCAAGAAGAAAAUGAGGUCGAAGCGGCGACGAUUAUCAGUACAAACUGGAAACGACACAAAGCGAUUACUUUAUGGUAAUGGUUCAUCUUGAGGUGGUCGUGGUCAUGAUGAUAUCUCUACCUGCACCAAAAAUACUACAGAACAGCACUCAAGAGCAGCAGAAAAUGUAAUUACACCUAUUCCAAUUAUUACCUAAGUUGACUCCAGCACCCGUCCUGCGUGGGUGUUUUCUUUCGUCCCAUCCACCCUUCAUCCUCCGAGUUGCAUCGUCUACGGCGUCAUCAUGGAGCUGCUAUCAGCUUACAGCGCUUUUACAGAGCGAGGUUGGGCAUCCGCAGACAGCAAGAGUUGUGGACAAAAGGGCUUUCCUCAGUUUUGGCGCACUUGAGACGACAGAAACAGCAGGAAUUGGAUUUAAGGCAAGACAAGGGUCUGGUCAGAUCGUUUGGAUGCACAGUAGUUGAAAUCAUGCACAUCAGCAUCAAGUACUACAUCGAGUACAACAGGAUCAAGUACUUCCACUGGUAUAAUCCUCGUAAAAGGUCUGGGUCGUUUCGCAAGCUGCUCUAAUACCUGGAAAUGUCGACAACCAACUCGUAUCAAGCACCUCCACAUCCGCUAGAUACAGCGGUGCUGGAGGAACGAACUCCAAAUCCAUUUGGGAGGAGGCUGAAGAAGUGCGUGACAUGAUCGUUCCAGAGCGCGGUGCCGAACAAGUCUGGCAUGCACUGCUGGAAGAGCAAAGUGGUCUGGCUAUUGACCACUUGCUUCUGAUGAUAGAGGAAGCAGCAGCGUUUCAUCAAGAGCAAGAACAAGUGGGGAUCUUCGCUUCGGUGCAGGUACAAGAAGAAUCUAGGAUUACGGCUCAACUGUCAUUGGUCACUGAGGUUCGAAGUCAACAUGGAAUAUCGGAACUUUCAUUGGUCACUGUAGUUGAGGUUAGUCACUGAGAUCGAAGAGGUGCCUCCACCUUUUCGUUGUCGUGUUGCCCUUUACAGGUGACUUUCUGGCAGUGAAACUUUGAUAAUCAGUGACCACUUCUGACUAAUGACCUUUAAUACGAGUCCUAGGGGAAGGAGUGCAGGCAAGAGCGUUCCAGGCAUCGAUGUGGCCUCUUUCGGUGAGCGUGGUGGUGAUGUUCCGGAUGACGCUGGAGUGCCUGGGAGAAGUAUCAAUUUAUGGCAGUUUAACUUUAAUUAGGCACCAGUUUAAUUUUAAGAUUUUUGACUAAGUAGUAGAUCUAAAAUGAUUUUCAUAGAGGGUACUAGUUAAGAAAAUGAAAAAUGCGGAGUUGUAGGAGUAAACAAAGGAAAGUCUUCGUCUAAUCAACAUGGCAUCUCCAACGAUUCAUAGCAAUCCCAUGAUCCAGGGAUCUGCAACCACAAGCCCUGCAGGUAGAGCCACUCUAGCUAUGGUUGGCGGUCUUGCAAGUCCUGGUGCUUUUUUGCCUUCGACGUCAUUGGGAGCAAUAGCGGAAGGAACGGGGGGAGGAGGGGCGUCGACUUUAGGUAUCAUGAUUGGUGCUUUUAUAAUCGAUUUAUUGCAUAAUUUCUUGCUGAACAUCAAGUAGGUAACGUCAUCGUUGAUGUAACCAAGGUUAUCGCAUGGUUGUUCUCUUGCUAGGUGUCUUUUACACUUCCGAAGCGCCAUCUUCAACAGGUGUCCCCUCACCGUCCUCGCCUAUGCGAAGUGCGACGUCGCAGUUUUCGCCUGCUUUCGGCAGCUACCUAUCACAACUCUUCACAGCGACACACAACUAUCCACAGAAGGAUGUGAUUGGAGAAGAGUUAAGAAAAGGCUAGUCAAAAAUAAGCUAGUAAAUAGUCCCAUCGACAGUUUCGGAACACUGGUCAGGGCGAAACUCCAUUCCAAAACUAAGCUAGUAAUUACUUACUAACUAAGAAGAAGAGUUAAGAAAGGGCUCGUAAUUACGUUGAAGACUUGCUAGAAGAGAAAGUAGAAGAUCUCCUCAGUUUUAUUCAACAUACAUUGAUCUCUUUCUCUACCCUUACUCUUGUUAACUCCUAUUCAAAAUUUUUUAUCUAACAAUAGAGGUGCUUAUGGCGAAGCGAGUAUCAGUUUUCCUUUUUCUUUCUUCAUCUUUUCUCCUCUCUCCCUCGGGAAACCGUACAAAGCCACAUAGAGGUGCUUACGAUUAGCCUCCUCAGGCUUAUUAUUAUCUAACAAUAGAACAUGAUGAACAGGCCACGGCCAGUGAGAUAGCUACUCCUGCUGUGCCACCAAGGAAAGGGAAUGCGUCGAUUGCAAAGAUGGGCACAAACUCAAAAGGCGGCGUCGCACCAUUAGCAAAACAAGCUGCAGCAUCCGGUCGUGGGCGUGGUGCUUCAGCAGUUGGCCUUGCCGCGAAUAAGCAACAGGGUUCGGGUUUUCGUACAUCUAGUAGGAAUACUGCCGCGACCAUCGUUGGAGGUCGUGUGACUGCUACUUCGACGAUUACAACGAAUAGAAAGAAUCCGAUAUUGCCACCCAUCAAAAAUGCAAAUGCGGCUACUUGUACAACAGGAGUCACGGCAUCAGCCUCUGCAAUUAAAAAAGCAGCUUCUUCAUCCUCCACUAACAAUGCGACAGCACCAUCAGGUGGGCCAUCGUCUUCCUCGGUGAAGCAAAAGACAAACAAAAGUAGUACAUCAUCUUCAAGUGCUGGUAAGUGUGGUCACCACAAUAUUAAGGUCCCCUCGCCUCCACCCAAGCCCAACAGCCUCCCAGUCCCUACGGACCACCCAGUAGAUGAACAUGAUCCAAUGCUAGAGGGUAGGGACCACCCAGUAGAUGAACAUCCCAUGCUAGAGGGUGUCCGGAACUUGCUAGAGAGUCCACGAAGCAACGUGGUUUACGCUGGCGCGUCCUUGAAAAUGAGCCAGUUACUUAACGCAGGUGGGAGCCCGGAUGAGAGGAGCGGUUGAUGGGGAAGUAUCACAGAAGCUUGCAGUUGGAGUUGCACUUGUUGCAUUAUUUGAUAGCUUAGUAUAGAGUGAAACAAUUUGUCCAGCUAGUAGCUGGAGGGACGACUCAAUAUAAACUGAAAAUUUAAGGUAUGCAACAGUGACUCACGAACACGAAGUGCGUUUCCAUGAUGGUCUUUCUAUGCCGAGUAGCAGGAUGAAGCGUCCCGAGCAUGAAGAGAC
Messenger RNA from Amoebophrya sp. A25, 3797 nucleotides. Lineage: Eukaryota; Dinophyceae; Syndiniales; Amoebophryaceae. The record is from the annotation of a GenBank genome assembly.